UCUCAGCAUCUGGCAUCACUCCUGCACCGCACUUAUCCAUGGAUGACGGCCCCUUUUGUGGUCAGCGCCCCGAUGCGUGUGAUGGCGGGCCCGGCGUUGGCAGUCAGCGUCUCACAGGCGGGGGGCCUCGGGUUUUUGGGCCCUGGAGUCCAAACCCACCAUCUCCUGACCGAUUUGCAAGAGAUUUCCGACCGGGUCAAAUCACUGCAGCAAUCGCCUCCGUGGUCAAAAAUUCCUCUUCUUCCUGUGGGAGUGGGGUUUCAGCUGUGGAGCGAUGACCAGGAGACGGCCAUCGCCGCCAUUGAGCGAUACAAGCCGUGUGCCGCAUGGCUAUACGCCCCUCGCGAUCCCCAACGAGACUACGAGCUAUGGUCACGUCGCAUUCGCACCGUGUCCGCCAAAACCCAAAUCUGGAUUCAAAUUGGGACUCUGGCUGAAGUAAGGGAGCUGCUGCGCGGCCAGGAAUGGCCCGAUGUCAUUGUCGUGCAGGGAGCCGAGGCCGGCGGCCACGGUCGCGCUCACGAUGGGCUGGGGCUGAUCACUCUGCUCCCCGAGGUCGACGACUUGGUGGCUGGACGAAUCCCUCUCUUUGCUGCAGGAGGCAUUGCUGACGGGCGCGGUGCCUCCGCUGCUCGCUGUUUGGGAGCGUCGGGGGUGGUGAUGGGGACGCGAUUUCUCGCCUCCCAAGAGGCCCGCAUCAGUAGCGGAUACCAGCAGGAAAUCGUACGCGCCAGUGAUGGAGCUGCUUCCACGACCAAGACUCUAGUGUACAAUCAUCUACGUGGGACUACGGGCUGGCCGACUGAAUACAGCCCCCGGACCAUCAUCAACCAGUCCUUCAUCGACCACCAACAGGGGCGCCCGUUUGAUGAGCUCAGAGAGCUACAUGACCAAGCCUUGCAGGCUGGAGAUAGUGGCUGGGGUCCCUCUGGCCGACUGGCUACCUACGCUGGAGCCUCCAUUGGGCUGAUUCAUGAGGUCAAAAGUGCAGCAUCCAUUGUACACGAGGUGCAGGGGGCAGUUCGGAAGAGGUUGAGGGAGGAAGCAGAGGAGAAGGAGAAGGAGGAGGAGUAGCUGACGGUGCGGAUGCAUUGGAAACCCAUCCAGUUGAAACAAACUCCAUACAAACAUACCUC
This is a messenger RNA of Aspergillus saccharolyticus JOP 1030-1, 1136 nucleotides long. Its product is annotated as nitronate monooxygenase. The transcript has a single exon. Gene Ontology annotation, molecular function: nitronate monooxygenase activity. The coding region runs from base 82 to 1074 and encodes 330 amino acids. Lineage: Eukaryota; Fungi; Ascomycota; Eurotiomycetes; Eurotiales; Aspergillaceae. The record is from RefSeq and is a predicted model, not a curated record.